This is a messenger RNA of Ctenopharyngodon idella (grass carp), 1702 nucleotides long. RefSeq names its product adaptor related protein complex 1 subunit mu 2 (gene ap1m2). The transcript is spliced from 12 exons. The coding region runs from base 149 to 1423 and encodes 424 amino acids. The record is from RefSeq and is a predicted model, not a curated record. Gene Ontology annotation, biological process: vesicle-mediated transport; intracellular protein transport. Gene Ontology annotation, molecular function: clathrin-cargo adaptor activity. Gene Ontology annotation, cellular component: clathrin-coated vesicle; clathrin adaptor complex. Lineage: Eukaryota; Metazoa; Chordata; Actinopteri; Cypriniformes; Xenocyprididae.
CGUCAUCGCGCACCGUGCAGGAAAAGGAACUGAGGAGAUCGUGAUGAGUUCAUAACUCUCCGCUUAAUACUGGAAUGUAACUAAACCUAUUUUAAACAGGUUUAACCUUGUUUGACACUGAUCCAAGUGAUUUUAUAAGCUUUCGAGGAUGUCUGCGUCAGCUGUGUUCGUGCUGGAUCUGAAGGGGAAGGUGCUGAUAUGCCGCAACUACAAAGGCGAUGUUGACAUGUCCGAGAUUGACCACUUCUUCAACCUGCUAAUGCAACAGGAAGAGGAGGGGCUUGUUUGCCCUGUAAUGUCACAUGGCAGCGUCCACUUCCUCUGGAUCAAGCACAGCAAUCUGUACUUGGUGGCAACUACCAACAAGAACUCUAAUGCGUCAUUGGUGUACGCCUUUCUGUACAAGCUAGUGGAGGUGUUCACUGAGUAUUUCAAGGAGUUGGAGGAAGAGAGCAUUCAGGAUAACUUUGUUGUCGUGUACGAGCUGCUUGAUGAGCUCAUGGACUUUGGAUUCCCACAGACAACGGACAGCAAGAUUCUUCAAGAGUACAUCACACAGCAGGGUAACAAACUUGAGGUGGCCAAGACCAAAGUGCCCACUACGGUCACCAACGCCGUGUCCUGGAGAUCAGAGGGCAUUAAAUACAAGAAGAACGAAGUUUUCAUCGACGUAAUUGAAUCCAUUAAUGUGCUAGUGAAUGCUAACGGCAGUGUUAUGAGCAGUGAUAUUGUGGGCAGCAUCAAGCUGAAGACGAUGCUCUCAGGAAUGCCAGAGCUCAGGUUGGGCCUCAACGACCGCGUGCUGUUCGCCCUUACCGGCCGAGACAAAGGGAAGACUGUUACCAUGGAGGAUGUGAAGUUUCAUCAGUGUGUCCGUCUGUCGCGUUUCGAGAGUGACCGAACCAUCUCCUUCAUCCCACCUGACGGAGAGUCCGAGCUCAUGUCAUAUCGUAUCAACACACAUGUAAAGCCACUCAUUUGGAUCGAGUCAGUUAUCGAGAAGUUCUCUCACAGUCGGGUGGAGAUCAUGGUUAAGGCUAAAGGACAAUUUAAAAAGCAGUCUGUAGCCAAUAACGUUGAGAUUCGUGUGCCUGUGCCGAGUGAUGCAGACUCUCCCAAGUUUAAAACCAGCACAGGUCACGCUAAAUACGUUCCUGAAAAGAACUGGGUGGUGUGGAGCAUUAAAUCCUUCCCAGGUGGAAAGGAGUUUCUCAUGCGAGCCCACUUCGGCCUGCCAAGUGUGGAAAAUGAUGAGAAAGAGGGAAAACCUCCGAUCACCGUCAAGUUUGAGAUCCCAUAUUUCACAGUGUCAGGCAUACAGGUACGAUACAUGAAGAUCAUUGAGAAGAGUGGCUAUCAGGCUCUGCCGUGGGUUCGCUACAUCACACAGAGCGGAGAUUACCAGCUCAGGACAAACAACUAAUGGACACUGCAGACACAUGACUCGGACUAAGAAUUGCACAUCAAAUUAUUAUUUUUCUGGAAGAAAAAGACGUUUAUGUAAUGUUUAUGUCUGUUAUUAGUCGAUUUUGUCCUGUCAGAAUUUCAUUAGAAAAAAGAUUUGACGCUGAAUGUAAACAUACCAAACAUUUCAGUCACAAUGUAUUUUCACAAGUGCUUUUUGCACCAAAUCAUGGAAUAUGUUGUCAAUCAUUUUUAUUUGCCCUGAUAUUGCAAUAAAUUUAAUAUAUUUGUCUUGAAA